AUGCCGGAGACCGGGCAGGAACCUCCUAACGCCCCUCCGCCGCCGGCCAAGGAAUCCUUCUACAUCAAGAACCUACUCAACGGCGGCCCCCCCAAGGCGAGCCCAAAACAACCGCGGGCUCUGUUCGCCCCCUCGGGCAAAGCGGCGGCGGCGGCGGCGGGGGGGGCCGCCGUCGGCGCCGGUUUCGCCCUCUCGCAGGUGGGCGACCUCGCUUUCCCCCGCUUCGAGAUCCCGGCACCGCGCUUCGCCUUGAGCGCCCACUGCCUGGAACGGGCCCAGACCUGGUGGUACCCCUACGCCCUGACGCCGGCCGGAGCCCACCUGCCCCGCACGGAAGCCGCGGAGAAAUCCCUGCUGAGGGACUCGUCCCCCGCCUCGGGCACCGACCGGGAUUCCCCGGAGCCGCUGCUGAAGGCGGAGGGGGAGCAGAAGGAGCUGGACUCCAAGAGCCCCCCCGACGAGAUCGUCCUGGAAGAGAGCGACUCGGAGGAGGCGAAGAAGGAAGGGGGAGCGGAGGACUGGAAGAAACGGGAGGAGAGCCCGGAGAAGAAACCCUGCCGCAAGAAGAAGACGCGGACGGUGUUCAGCCGCAGCCAGGUUUUCCAGCUGGAAUCCACCUUCGACAUGAAGCGCUACCUGAGCAGCUCGGAACGGGCCGGCCUGGCCGCUUCCCUCCACCUGACAGAGACCCAGGUGAAGAUUUGGUUCCAAAACCGCCGCAACAAGUGGAAGAGGCAACUGGCGGCCGAGCUGGAAGCCGCCAACCUCAGCCACGCCGCCGCGCAGCGCAUCGUCCGCGUCCCCAUCCUCUACCACGAGAACUCGGGCGCGGAGGGGAGCGCGGGGGGCGGCGGAGCCCCCGGUACCCAACCCCUGCUCACCUUCCCUCACCCCGUCUAUUAUUCCCACCCCGUGGUCACCUCCGUACCGCUCCUGCGGCCCGUCUGA
Molecule: messenger RNA, 948 nt
Organism: Haliaeetus leucocephalus (bald eagle)
Lineage: Eukaryota; Metazoa; Chordata; Aves; Accipitriformes; Accipitridae
Gene: HMX3
Product: H6 family homeobox 3
Exons: 2
Coding region: 1-948 (315 amino acids)
Biological process (GO): regulation of transcription by RNA polymerase II
Cellular component (GO): nucleus
Molecular function (GO): DNA-binding transcription factor activity, RNA polymerase II-specific; RNA polymerase II transcription regulatory region sequence-specific DNA binding
Source: RefSeq, a predicted model, not a curated record